GAGGCGGGGUGAGGGGGAUGGGUCGAUGAAUGAUAAAACCAGAGGUGGAGACGUUUGAAAUAGUGUACUUUUUUUAUAAUCACCAACCAGACGUUUACGCCACAUUCACAUGAUUAUAGUCACACUAGAGCAUUGUGCAAGGUGAGUGUCAGUGAGGAUGACGAUGCCGCAUGUAGGAGCAGUAUUUGCAGCAAUUGCAGGAGUGUUUGCCAUCAUGUUGCACUCCUCGAUUCACAAGAUAGAAGAAGGACACCUUGCUGUGUACUACAGAGGUGGAGCAUUACUGACUUCUCCCAAUGGGCCGGGAUAUCACAUCAUGCUGCCUUUCAUUACCACCUACAGAUCAGUGCAGACUACACUCCAAACUGAUGAGAUCAAGAAUGUGCCUUGUGGAACAAGUGGUGGUGUAAUGAUCUAUUUUGACAGGAUAGAAGUUGUUAAUAUGUUGGUCCCUUUAGCAGUGGUGGACAUUGUGAGGAACUACACAGCUGAUUACGACAAAACGCUAAUAUUCAACAAGAUUCACCACGAACUAAACCAGUUCUGCAGUGUACACACACUACAGGAGGUCUACAUCGAGCUGUUUGACAUAAUAGAUGAGAACCUUAAGACUGCAUUGCAGAAAGAUCUGAAUGUAAUGGCUCCUGGACUGACUAUACAGGCGGUCCGUGUUACCAAGCCAAAGAUCCCUGAAUCUAUCAGAAGGAACUUUGAACUCAUGGAGGCUGAGAAGACCCGGCUGUUAAUAACAGCUCAGACCCAGAAGGUGGUGGAAAAAGAAGCAGAGACUGAACGGAAGAAAGCAAUUAUUGAGGCCCAGAAAUUGGCUCAGGUAGCUGAGAUCCAUUUCAAACAGAAGGUGAUGGAGAAGGAGACGGAGAAGAAGAUCUCUGAGAUCGAGGAUGCUGCCUUUCUGGCCAGAGAAAAGGCGAAGGCUGAUGCCGAGUAUUACAGUGCUGCAAAGAUUGCAGAAGCCAACAGGCUGAAGUUAACGCCGGAAUACCUGGAGAUGAGUAAAUAUCAGGCCAUAGCAGCUAACAGUAAGAUCUACUUUGGUCAGGACAUCCCGAACAUGUUUGUCGAGGGAAACAACAGUCCGCCGAAGUCUGCGUCCUCUACUCGGCCCAAUGCUAACCCAGACUUGGUUAAAGGAAAGCCAGAUGGUCACUAGGGCCACAGCUCUGCCUCUGCACAGGACCGGAGGACCCAGAGAAGACUUGUCUUGUCACUGAAGAUGAUGGGUGGGGCAGCUUGUCAGCUCGUUUGACGAACCCGCGCACAUCAGUCUUAAAUUGGAACAAGUGACAAAAUUGAAAGGUGAAAGAAGAGUGGAAGUAAAAGGGGAUGGGAAUAAAUUGAAAAGUUGACUUUAAUGAGAAGUGAACACAAGGAUUGAGAAUGAUGCCAAAGCUAAUAUCAGAAGCAUAAAAAUGCAAAUGCCUGGGAAGGUGACAGCAAGUAGUCGCCCGUAAUGUACAUGUGCUUUUAUAUCUGCAGCAUUUAAUUUAGCUUUCUGAGCUGCAUUUAUCGUUUGCGUGCAAGGCAAAGGUUUGUGUCGAAUAUGACUGAUCUUUUGAGAAUUAACUUCUGGUUUAGCUGCACUGGAAUCUUACAGGUGAUGCUAAUUCAAAGCUCGAUUGACCACAAAUGUGAACGAGGGUCAGUCAUCUCUGUGCCAUCUUAUCUCACACUAAGCCACGGGAUGGUCUUAGUGCGAGAGCCGUUUAUUCACCUAAUGCUGCUUGGACCGUUUCUAGCAUUAAAAAUUGAGCCCUGAAGUUGGUUUGCUAUAUGGAUCCAACUUCCAUUUGACUGUAAUCAUACAGAUGUGCUAAAGAGAAUUUAAUGGCUGUGGAGCUGCGGAUGCGCAAUAUAAGAUUAUUAGUGGUGUAGUUUAUUUUCCGGUGUUUGAUUAGCUGUCGAUCUGCUGGCAUGUGGUUAUGGCUGUGAAGCUACGCUAGAAAAAGGAAUGAAAUCUGAUCUGUUUUCUUAAAUCGAAGUGAAUAUAGUUAAUAUGAUGGCGCAACAACAAAGUGAUCAUAGUGGCGCACUACACUGUAUGAAGUUUGGAUUUGUUGUUGGGGUCGUUUGAUUGUCAGAGUUUUGCAUGUGAAAGUAGUUUUUGCUUGGUUCAGAUGAUUGAUGGAGCCCGUGUGUGUUUUCCAGCUCUCCAUUAACACAACAUACUAGAACAUAGUAAAUGUACAUUCUCAGGAAGCAUAUUUUAAUAAGACAGCAGCACAUCGUUGGUCAGAGCUUAAUCUCCAGAAGCUAAAACAGACUAACGAUAGCCUCAAGAUAAUUGGCUGUUUAAAAGUUUAACGUGGGUUUAAUAUCAAAUUUAAUAUAAAGAAAUGUAAAAAGAGGUUUAGUGAGAAUGAACAGCUGUUCCUGCAGACGUGUAAGGAUCGGACCACCAUCACUAGGAUGUGCUGACAGUAGCAGUCUGUGAGCAUUAGUAUGAGGAUGAUGGUCUGUUGAGGUGAAACAAUGAAACCAAGAUUGUCUUUUGUCAUUGUUUACGUUUCUGUGAUUUAAGACAUUUUUCGAUAAUUCCUUGGUCUUUGCCAAUUGAAAUAUUUAUUUUUUCCUUCAUUUUUAAAGCUUCAAUGGCUACAUUGAAUGCAUCCAUUUCCUGAUUACAAUAGUGAGUUGUGAUAAUGUGUUAAUUCUCCGCUCUUUUUUUGGUGAUAAAAAUGAGUUCUAACACUUCAUAAGAACAAGUUUUGUUCUGUUCAGAGAUUUAAGUUGAUAUCAAUAUGGUUUAAAAAUGAUACAAGUUGGUGCUAGUUUCUAAUGUGUUCAUGCUUCUGAUUUAAUUUAGCUCUGAUCUUCACAAACUUUGAAAUACUUCCAGUACACAGAAUUUAAGCCUUAUAUGAGUAAGUAACCCCAGGCUUGCAGAAGAUAAAGUUCAAGUGACACUUAAAAAAACUGAAAGCUGAGAAAGAUGCAACUAGCAGAGCUCACCGCUGGUGUUUGGAAGAUGUGGGGAUGUUUACGUGACCUGCAAAUACCAGUGAAAGGCUGCACUCUGCAACGCUUUGGUGGCUGAUUCAAAUAAAGAUGCAAUGGGCAGGGGCUGUUAAUCAGCUAUGAUUUUUUUUUUUGUCUUCAUUAAUGUUUUGUACAAUCUGUGAAAUUGAAACAUUGUCUCCUUGUUUUAAAAAAAAAAAAAAAGGUUUAUAUGCAAAAAUGUUUUCAGGUUUUGACAAUGUUCUUAUGUAAAAUAAAACCUAUUUUGGUACCACUCCUCUCUCUGCUGGUCUUGUGAACAGUCAUUGUGUAGUACCACUGUGUGCCAGUAGGAGGCGAGCACACACAGCUCAAAAUGCCAAGUAGUUACACAAAUGUAGAAUGGAUAGGAGUCCCCUAAAUUCCCACACACUGCUGAAUAGUUUAAACACAUCUGUACAAA
Menidia menidia (Atlantic silverside) is the source of this 3418-nucleotide messenger RNA. The record is from the annotation of a GenBank genome assembly. Lineage: Eukaryota; Metazoa; Chordata; Actinopteri; Atheriniformes; Atherinopsidae.